ACUCUCCUCCCUCAAUAAAACAGCAACAUCCGGAGCCCCAGUGCCCCACCCAACGCGAAAGCAAAGCAGAAAAAAAUUGGAAAUCGAAUUCUAGGCUGUGAAUCGGAGAGAUAGAGAUGGCGUUGCCGAAGGCCAAGGAACUCGUUUCCUCCAAUUCCGUUGUCGUGUUCAGCAAGACGUACUGUCCCUUCUGCGUGAGCGUGAAGAAGCUUUUGCAGGAACUUGGAGUCAAUUUCAAGGCCGUCGAGCUUGAUAAUGAAAGUGAGAUCGCGAUGGGUUCGCGAGGUGCGAACGAACCCAGCUCGUGGGUUCACACCCAGGAGCCUGGGUUCACACCUCGCGAACCCAAGAACUGGGUUAACGAGGAACCCAGGCUCUUGGGUGCGAACCCAGGAGCUAGGUUCGCGAGGAACCCAGGCUCCUGGGUGUGAAGUGCGAACCCACGAGCUGGGUUUGCGAGGAACCCAGCUCGCGGGUUCGCACCCAAGAGCCUUUUUCUCCUUCAUAUUAACACUGGUUAGUUCAUUGGUUCAUUUUGUUUGUUCGUUAUGGUUGUCUUUUAGGUUUUGCGAACCCAGGCUCUUGGGUUUGCUUAGAGGUAAAAGAAAAAAAAAAAGGCUAGAGGAAGGAGAAGCCGGGGAAGAAGACGAGGGUAUAUCAGUAAUUAAAAGUAAAAAAUUUAA
This is a messenger RNA of Rubroshorea leprosula, 683 nucleotides long. Lineage: Eukaryota; Viridiplantae; Streptophyta; Magnoliopsida; Malvales; Dipterocarpaceae. The record is from the annotation of a GenBank genome assembly.